AUGGGAGACUUCAAGCAUUUGGUUCUAGCGAAGUUCAAGGAUGGCGUCAUAGUGGAGAAGCUAAUGGAAGGGAUGCGAAGUCUUGUUGCUGAAAUGGACACUGUCCGGUCAUUUGAAUGGGGACAGAAUGUGCUGAGCGAUAACACACUAACACAAGGCUUCACUCAUAUGUUCUUGUUGACAUUCAGAAGCUCGGAUGACCUAGCCACCUACACGAACCAUCCCAGCCACCUCGAGUACGCAGAAAAAUUCACUGCAGCCAUUGAUAAGGUCUUGUUAUUUGAUUUUCCUCCCGUCCUCGUCAAGCCUUCAGCUUGA
Phoenix dactylifera (date palm) is the source of this 318-nucleotide messenger RNA. RefSeq names its product stress-response A/B barrel domain-containing protein At5g22580-like. NCBI's taxonomy places the organism in Eukaryota, Viridiplantae, Streptophyta, Magnoliopsida, Arecales, Arecaceae. The record is from RefSeq and is a predicted model, not a curated record.